This is a messenger RNA of Megachile rotundata (alfalfa leafcutting bee), 1750 nucleotides long. RefSeq names its product N-acetylgalactosamine kinase (gene Galk). Gene Ontology annotation, cellular component: cytoplasm; cytosol. The record is from RefSeq and is a predicted model, not a curated record. Gene Ontology annotation, molecular function: galactokinase activity; ATP binding. Gene Ontology annotation, biological process: galactose metabolic process; carbohydrate phosphorylation. Lineage: Eukaryota; Metazoa; Arthropoda; Insecta; Hymenoptera; Megachilidae.
CUGUCGACUGUGAGCUUCAAAUUUAUCAUUCGACUUCCGAUGUGUCGCGCAGUUAUCGAUAUUCGUGCGAGCUUGCGAUUCGAUUGCUUGCAAUUGGAUCUCCUGGGAUUUUCUCGAUAUUCGGCGUUACUCUGUAUCCAAUUACGAAACCACCAAAGCGAUCCUCUGUGGAAUAGGAUAAUUUAGAUAUGUCGAAGAAUGCCAGUGGGACGUCCGACCUGGAACCGGAAGAACGAGUUCCCAUUCUACAGCUAGAUGAGAAGACUCUCAAAAGCUUGAAUUAUCUGCUGGAGGAUUUCAAAGACCGUUUCUCUAUCAAACCUUCCUUUUUCGUUAAAGUUCCAGGAAGAGUUAAUUUAAUUGGCGAGCACAUCGAUUAUUGCGGAUACGCUGUUUGCCCAAUGGCAAUCGAGCAGCACAUAAUCAUCGCCGUGGCUCCUACCGAGGAUGAUAAAGUUUUUGUCGCCAACACAAAUCCCAACUACGAAGGCUUCUGCUACAGUUUUGAACAACUGACCCAUACCGUCAGAGAGGGCGCACCAAUACAGUGGUCUAACUAUUUCAUGAGCGGAGUACAAGGAGCUCUCGAAAAGCUCCCGAGGGCAUGUACACCUAAGGGAUUCAUAGCCCUAGUUGACGGAGACAUUCCUCCUAAUGCGGGCCUUUCGAGCUCCAGCGCUUUGGUUUCUGCCGCGCUGCUGUUGACCAUGCAUGUCAAUAAGCAACCAUUGCCGAAAUGUCGACUGGCUGUCCACAGCGCCAACGCCGAAAGGUACGUCGGCACCAUGGGUGGCGGUAUGGAUCAGGCAAUCGCCUUUCUUGGAGAACAAGGUUCUGCAUUGCUAAUCGAAUUCAACCCGCUACGUAGCAGCGAUAUCACGUUACCGGAAACCGCAGUGUUCGUAAUAGCCCAUAGCCAGACAUGUCACAACAAAGCGUCCACGAGGGAUUAUAAUUUAAGGGUCAUGGAAUGUCAACUUGCUGCACUGAUGAUAGCAAACAAAAGAAACAUGCCUUUGGAACAAGUAAAAAGAUUAAGCAGCGUUCAAGAUUUCCUAGGUGCGAGCUUAGAAGAAAUGGUGUCCAUAGUAGCAGCUGACUUUCACGAAGAACCGUACACCAUGGACGAGAUCUGCAAAAAUCUGGGCGUUACGGAAGAUAGGUUGAGGAGCCUGUCGUUAAGAGAUUUUAACGAUUCACAAACCUUUAAAUUAAGGCAAAGAGCUUUACAUGUCUUUCAAGAAGCAGCAAGGGUGAUAGAAUUCCAACGCGUCUGCGAAGACAGCACCAUGACGGAAGAAGAGAAGCUUCGACGGUUAGGCGAUCUGAUGUGCAAGAGCCACGAGAGUCUUCAGAAACUGUACGAGUGCAGCCAUCCAAGCGUUGAUGCACUCGUCGAAAAGGCCAUGAGUUGCGGUGCACUCGGGGCAAGACUCACGGGAGCAGGGUGGGGCGGAUGUAUAGUGGCCAUCACGACGAAAGACAAGGUUUCGGAAUUUGUGGACAAACUGAAAACGGAGAUGAUGAGAUGUGGAGUGAAGCAGAGGUUCCAAGUGGAGGAUCUGGUAUUUCCAACGGAACCGAGCCAGGGUGCUGUAAUUUACACGAGUUAAACUUUUAUAAACCUGUAUCCAUACUCUUCGUACAUUUUGUAAAUGACUGCUCAAAUACUUAUGUAAUUUUCUACGUGCAAUAAUAGUGUUAUUGUUUGUGCGGUCGUACGCGAAUAAAGUAUAAUUCUUGCCAGAUA